Molecule: messenger RNA, 1624 nt
Organism: Coniophora puteana RWD-64-598 SS2
Lineage: Eukaryota; Fungi; Basidiomycota; Agaricomycetes; Boletales; Coniophoraceae
Exons: 5
Source: RefSeq, a predicted model, not a curated record
GAACCUCUACGGUUGGAGUGGCCAUUAUCACCUACGGGGAAAGCAUUACCCAGCUAUCUACGGCUACUUCAUCACCUCGUUCUGCUAUGAUAACACUGCACGGUCAGCAGUGGGCGGCUGGUAACUUGGAAGGUGUUCAGGUCCCCUUCAACAACCCAGAACCAUUUCGCCACGAUAGCCCACGGGCAACCGUCAUGAUUGCUCUUUGCAAAGCGGUUACGCUUGCUGGGUACGUGAUGUGCUUGAAACGGUUGCGAUGUUGAGCUGUCCGACUCGGAGUUAUCCAUUCCCAUCGGCUGUUCUAGUGACUAAAGGUACUAGGCACGGUAGCUUCAGUCCACGCGUUCCAGUGUGCGGACCGCCCCCCAAUGUGUGGACCGCCCCCGCAGUUACAUUCGCCGACGGGCACAGGCGGUCUAGUUGGCGAUUACAAGGUCAAGGUCAAGCGCCUAUGACGCCUAUGGGCUCACAUAAGACAUGGUCCAAAACACUCACCCUACUCGGCCUGAUCCCGACUGUGUCUAUCACAGUUUCUCUGGCUUCGGGCCCAGGAACGCCAUGUUGUUCAAGGGCGUUGUUUUGAAUUUUCUGGCGGAACGCGAGACACUGAGGAAGCUCGGGAUGCACAUGAAGUUCGAUGUCUUCGAGAUGCAGUCCGAGGUCAACGCCAGCUCAGGCAACGCCUUCCAGGUCGACUGCGAUGCAACGAUAAACACAGGAAUACCUGGUCGCGUCCCAUCUCAGGCAACCACGUUGGAUAGGGUUCCCUCAGAAUAUCAGCACAUUGUCGCUGCCGCUGGUGAUUUGGCAAGUUUUGCCACUCAGGAAUUAGCGCCUGCUGCGGAUAAGCACCGUGACGAGCUUCGCAAGCGCAAUCCCGCCGCGUAUGCACUCUUUAUUCAGUCACUCCGUGAAGACAAUUCCAUUGAUGUCUCCUUGCCUUGCACUACCCGUGGUACCGUCGGCAAGAUCCAUCGCGAUUCCAUCAAAAAGGUACUUGACUUCGUGGUGAAGGAGGUUCCUGAGAUACAGAUCGAGUUCCACUAUGAGCACACCGUUGUUGAUGCCGAUUUCACUCUCCCUACUAAGCCCAAACUACUUGUCUGCAGAAACGGCGACCGAGAGGCAAAACUCUACUCAUUCGACUUCGUGCACCUCGCCAAUGGUACCACCUGGAAGGUUCCUGUUUCGGAGUCGGUUGCUCCGAAGGCUUUCUCUGAGACGCCCAGCCUCGAGUCUAUCGGCCGGUUCCUUUCGCAGCAAGGGCUUCUUGACGAGCAUCGCCUUCUCAGACCUAAUACCAAGCUGAGAAUGGGUAUCACCGGCAUGUCCUUAUCAGCCUAUGAUCCCGUCGCCAUCAUCCUCCAGUACACGAAGAUGAUCUAUACUACUGAUCGUGGCUACGAGAUAGACGAGGACGUGGCCAGCCAGUACCAGGGUCUGCUCACUUUCAUCAGCCGCUCGAAGGGUAAAGUUGCUCCCCCUCGUCACCGCUUCACUCGUGCAUGGCCUGGCAAAAAGGUUCCCGACAACCAGUCGUUCAUGGACACAUAUCAGGCGCACGCCAUGUUCCUGCAGAAGAACUUUGAUUGGCUCUCUUUCGCCCGCGAGCUUCUCUACCAGG